GUUGAGAAAUAAGAAGAUCAAGAGGGGGAAGGAGAGCUCGGUCUCCUGGAGAAGGAAGGGAGAAGCAUGUCGCGCCUGUCUCUGACCCGGUCUCCGGUCUCUCCUCUGGCCGCGCAGGGGAUUCCUCUGCCGGCGCAGCUCACCAAAGCCAACGCGCCCGUGCACAUCGACGUGGGCGGACACAUGUACACCAGCAGCCUGGCCACGCUCACCAAAUACCCAGACUCACGGCGAACCAGCAAACUUCUGCUGUGAGGUGACUUUCAGGACUUCAAUCUGCUGUACGAGGAGGCGCGCUAUUACCAGCUGAGUCCGAUGAUCAAGGAGCUGGAGCGCUGGAAGCAGGAGCGUGAGCAGCGGCGUCUGGCUAACCCCUGCGACUGCCUGGUGGUGCGGGUGACCCCCGACCUGGGCGAACGCAUCGCUCUGAGCGGAGAGAAGGUGCUCAUCGAGGAGAUCUUCCCGGAGACCGGAGACGUCAUGUGCAACUCGGUCAACGCUGGCUGGAACCAGGACCCCACACACGUCAUCCGCUUCCCACUGAACGGAUACUGCAGACUCAACUCCGUGCAGGUGCUGGAGCGUCUCUUCCAGAAGGGUUUCAAUGUGGCGGCGUCAUGUGGUGGUGGCGUGGACUCGUCUCAGUUCAGCGAAUAUGUUCUGUGUCGUGAAGAUCGGCGGAGUCACAACACAAACACACCCAUCAGGAUAAAGCAGGAGCCGCUGGACUAAACCUCGGCUACACACACACACACACACAGACUCAAACGGGGAAUGUACUCUGAAAAAAAGAAAAAAGAAAGCCCAAAGAACUUCCGGCUCCGCCCACUUCACCAAUCAGAGGAUGACUUUACGCAUAUGGAAUAAGGCCACGCCCCUAGGUGCAGUGUGUGUGUGUGUUUUUCUCUUCUCAUUUCAACCUUGUUGUUUCUAAAGUUGGACUUUUUCACGUCUAGAGCCGUGAUGUCUGAGCGCAGCACAACUUUGUGUUUUUCUUUUAUUACCUGAAGAAUGAAGGAGAAACUUUGAGAAACGCUGGAGCUGCCAGGACAAAACUG
This is a messenger RNA of Danio rerio (zebrafish), 1058 nucleotides long. RefSeq names its product potassium channel tetramerization domain containing 15b (gene kctd15b). NCBI's taxonomy places the organism in Eukaryota, Metazoa, Chordata, Actinopteri, Cypriniformes, Danionidae. Gene Ontology annotation, biological process: pharyngeal system development; neural crest cell differentiation; protein homooligomerization. The record is from RefSeq and is marked provisional. Gene Ontology annotation, cellular component: nucleus.